This is a messenger RNA of Serinus canaria (Common canary), 7355 nucleotides long. RefSeq names its product zinc finger and BTB domain containing 10 (gene ZBTB10). The transcript is spliced from 5 exons. Gene Ontology annotation, molecular function: DNA-binding transcription factor activity, RNA polymerase II-specific; protein binding; RNA polymerase II cis-regulatory region sequence-specific DNA binding. Gene Ontology annotation, biological process: regulation of transcription by RNA polymerase II. Lineage: Eukaryota; Metazoa; Chordata; Aves; Passeriformes; Fringillidae. The record is from RefSeq and is a predicted model, not a curated record. The coding region runs from base 1 to 2478 and encodes 825 amino acids.
AUGUUCGCGGAGAUAAACCGGCGGACGCUCGCAUUCCGCGGCGGCGGCGUCGUCACCUCCGCGGCGGCCGCCUCGGCGGCGGGGGCCGAGGCCUGGGAGCGGCAGGACCCCGAGGCGCUGAACGGGCGCGGGGCGGACGAGGAGGCGGAGCUGGAGGGGCUGGAGGCUGAGGAGCUGGAGGCCACCGCCGCCGAAGAGAAGGAGCUGCUGCUGCCCCAGGACGCGGCGUCGCCCCCCGCCGCCGCCGGCCCCAUGUUCGCCGAGAGGAACCGCCGGACUCUGGCCUUCCGCGGCGGCGGGGGGCUUCUGGCCGCCCACCCCGCCGCCAACAAUGGCUGCGAGGCCGCGGCCUGGCCGCGGAAGCACUUCAAUGGGCGGGGGGCGGACGAGGAGAUGGAGCUGGAGGGCGCGGAGGGACUGGAGACGGAGGGGCUGCUGGAGGGCAAGGAGCUGGUCCAGGACGGGGGUUCGCUGAGUGACAGCAGCGACGACGAGGAGGACGGAGAAGGGGGCAGCCUGGGCGACGGCAGCGGCGCCGAGGGCGGCAGCUGCAGCAGCAGCCGGCGGUCGGGGGGCGACGGCGGGGACGAGGCGGAGGGCAGCGGCGAGGGGGAGAGCAUCCGGCACUUCCCACUGGCCAGGCCCAAGUCCCUGCUGCAGAAGAUGCACAUCUCCUUCCAGGGCUCCUGGCUCAAGGAGUUCCCGUGGCUCUACUACUGCCAGGAGACCGGCCUCAUGUCGUGCGCCUGGUGCACCGCGGCCGUCGCCGCUGCUGCGCCCCCCGAGGUGAUCAUGUCCGGCGCGCCCCUGCCCGGGGGGCACGACGAGCUCUGCAAGGGCACCCGCAACUACAAGCGCACCCUGCUCCUGCGGCACCACCUCUCCGCCGAGCAUCGCCUCAACGAGCCCGGCAGCGCCGAGCAGGAGGCAGAGUUACCAUCAGAACUGAAUAAUGAAGGAUACUGUGAUUUUAACAGCAGGCCAAAUGAGAACUCUUACUGCUAUCAGCUCCUGCAAGAGCUCAACGAGCAGAGGAAGAAAGGCAUUCUUUGUGAUGUUAAUAUUGUGGUGAGCGGGAGGGUCUUCAGAGCUCACAAGAACAUCCUGGUUGCAGGCAGCCGCUUCUUUAAGACUCUGUAUUGCUUUACAAACAAAGAAAGCCGUAACCAAACCACUGUUACCUAUUUAGACGUUGUUGCUGUUCAAGGUUUUUCUGUCAUCUUGGACUUCUUGUAUUCUGGUAACCUCGUGCUUACGAGCCAAAACGCCAUUGAAGUGAUGUCGGUGGCCAGCUACCUUCAGAUGACGGAGGUUGUCCAGUCCUGCCGCAACUUCAUUAAAGAUGCCUUAAACAUAAGUAUAAAAUCAGAAGCUCCAGAGACUGUUGUAGUGGAUUACAACAGAAGAUCUGUUAGUAGGGAUGGUUUAUCUCCAAGGGAUCAAAAAGUUGCCAGCUUCUGGGCAACACGAAACCUUACCAACUUGGCAAGUAGCAUAAAAACUGAGAAUGAUCCCUACCCUAUUGAUGAGGGCCAAAUGGAAAGCUACCAAAUGAAUGACUGCAGUUGGGUCCAGGACAGCUCACCUGAAAUGGCUGAAAAUGAAUCUCAAGGUGAGGGAAAAGUUUUCGUGUGGAAUGACAUGGGUGCACAGGGACAGUCAGUUCAAGAGCCUGGAAAAGCAAGAAGGAAAAACCAAACUGCAAAGAGAUUUAUUUAUAAUAUACCACCUAAUACUGAAGAGAACUCUGAAGAUUGCUCAGUGUUGCAACCGUCAGUCCCAUAUCCAGAAGAAGAUUUGUCAUUUAUUAAAGAAGAAGCAGCUACUUCAAGUGACUUCAAGUAUGGACUGUUGCCGGGUACUUCAAAUGACUUCAAGUACGGAUUGCUGCCGGGUACUUCAAGUGACUUCAAGUAUGGGCUGCUACCGGGUACUUCAAGUGAUUUCAAGUAUGGAUUGCUGCCAGAAUCUUGGCCAAAAGAAGCUUGGGAAAAUGGCGAUUCCUCUGCUUUAAUCAUGAACAAGUUGAAGUGUCCACACUGUAAUUAUGUAGCCAAAUACAGAAGAACACUAAAGAGACACUUGCUCAUUCACACAGGCGUGAGAUCUUUCAGUUGUGACAUCUGUGGGAAGCUGUUUACACGAAGAGAGCAUGUAAAGAGACAUUCCUUGGUGCAUAAAAAGGAUAAAAAGUAUAAGUGUAUGGUGUGUAAGAAGAUUUUCAUGCUAGCAGCCAGCGUUGGAAUAAGACAUGGAUCACGACGUUACGGAGUUUGUGUAGACUGUGCAGAUAAAUCUCAGCCUGGAGGGCAGGAGGGAGCAGACCAGGUGCAGGACACAGAUUUCCCUAGGGAUGAAGAAUAUGAAGAAAAUGAAGUGGGAGAAGGCGAUGAGGAGCUUGGUGAUGAUGUAGAAGAACAGAAUGACCAGUCUCGAUGGGAUGAAGGCGGGGAAGUCUGUAUGCCUUUAGAUGACUGACAGAGCAUAUGACUUCAGGGUGCUGCAAAUGGACACUGUAUGGAUUGACUGUUUGAAUUUUUGGACUGAAGGCUUGCGAAAUAUGGUACAGGCUGGAUGGUAGUUAUGUUGCUGUGAAAAUGUAGGGUCAAAGCCUUAUAGCAAAAAAAGGAUUAUUAAUUUUUUUAUGAUAUUUGCACAGGACUGUACAGCAUACAACCGUUUGGUUGAAUUAUACAGAGUCCUCACAUCUACAGUCAGUUAUCAAAAGAAAAAUGUAUUUUUUAUUAUUUAUAGGCUAUAGCUACUUGGGUCCUAUUCAGACAUAGUAGUAACUGUAAUUAUGUUACACAUUCAUGUAUCCGUUAACAUGAAUGAAGAAAAUUGCAAUUUGGUAUGGAAAUACAAAGACAGCUUUCCCAAAUCCACUCGUACUUUUGUCAGCGAGUCAGUGAAGCUAAUUUGGGCUGGUGGCUCAUUUUCCACAAGCAUGUCUUUGCCAUACAAACCUUACCUCUCCUGUAAUCUGUAGGUGAAAGCCAAUCAUUUAAAUAUGUGUCACAGAUAUUGCCAACAUCGUAUUGAAAUUUGGGUGGAAAAGUUUUGGCUCUAUGCUGGCAGGUGCUAUGGGAGAUAAGCACUGGAGAAGUUUUUAAUGGCAUUAAUUUAGUGUCUGUUUUUAAAGAAGGUUGUUGUUGAUUCAUCAGUUUUAAAAUGAUAAUGCAGAAGAAAUGACCAGUAAUGAAAAUAAUAGACUGAUCAGAGCAUGGUAACUCCUGUGCCACUUAGUCAAAAGAGACAGUCAUGCUAAAAGGUAUCUGAUGUAAUAAUGUUUCUUCUCUCUUCUAAGGCCCCUCUUCUCUCAAAAUUUUUUUGUUUCCCUGGUGUAUACCUCAGUCCCACAGAAUAAAAAUGCAAGGAAUGGAGAAAGUGUCAUAUUAAAACAACUUUUUGGUCAAUAAUUUCUUACUUGUCCGUUUUUUGGCUAGUUUAUGUGAUGUGAAUUGGACACUAGGCUAUUGUGCCCAUCGUUCAUCAUUGAACACAAACUAUUUUUUAUUCUUUUGUACUUCAUGGGUUGUUGUUAGUAUUUAAUGUAAAGAAACUACAUUUAACUUGCUUGUUUGCUGGAUUUUUUUUUAAGAGAAACAAGAAGUCCAAAGGAAAAAAUGCUCUUUGUUUCAGAUUUUCUAGGAGGCAUUGAAACUUGAAUUUUUGUAGCCACGUAUUUUUUUUUUUCCUAAGCUUGUAAUAUUGUACCAAUGAUUUCAGGCCCCUUUCAUAGGGAGGGGAGGGCAUUACACCUUCACCUUAAACUCCUCUGUGUUGUCUAGCCUAAGGCAAGUUAAUUCAGGCAAUCAUUGGAACAAUAAGUCUGAUGUACUAUUAUGUCACAGUGAGUAAAUAUGCAGAGAGCAUUUGUCAUGACAUGUAGCUAGGCCAGUGUGACAGUACUGUAUAAAAAUCAAUUGAGGGUCACCAUAUUUUUCAACUUUGUUUAAUUUUAAAAUGAGUAUUUUUUUCCUAUUUUAUGUCAGGUAACUAAAUUAUGGUAGUUGUGUGGGUAACUUUGAAUUAUGCUCUGAUGGACAAAAUCUUACUGGUGCUCCAUCUGAUCAAAGUUGGUAUGUAUUUAAAGAGACAAGCUUUACUGUUGUCCAUAGAACAGUAACAUAAUGUUAAGACAUUGUUUUUGCUGAUGGAAACUGAGAUGAUAAGUUUGAACUACAGUUAUAUGGGAAUUAAAAUGCUUUUUUUUUAUCAUCCACUUGUUUCAUUGGUAGUUUCCACAUCAUUGUAAACCUGACAUGAAUAGUUUUUUGGGGAGGGUGGGGAGGGUGGGAUACCUUUUUUUACACUGAAGAUUACAUUUUAUUCUCAUUGUUCUAGACUGAAAUGAGUAAUGUGUGAUUCUGGUGGGGUCCAAAGUAGAAAUUAGUUGGGCAAAGAUGAUAUGAAUGAAAAAGUAUUUUAAACGUUAAAGUAAUGUUCUGCUUUGUGAAUAUGUAAGUAUAGCAUAAAGAUUUUUCCAUCCCAUUUAUCCCUUUUAAAACCAUAGUUUACAAUUGGUAGAUCUGUCUAUAUAUAUAAAUAUAUAUAUAUAUGAAAUUCACCUAAAUCUGCUUUAUUAGAAUACUGCUCACUUAAUGCUUAGAAACUGGACCUGGCUCUACAUUUUUAAUGUAUUUUCCUUUUUUUUUCUUUUGUUUUGUUGGGAUUUUUUUCCUCAAGGUAUGAACUUAUUCUCUUGGAACUGAAUCUUCUUUUACUACUUAAAUCAUUUAUGUAUAUCUGGUAAAUUAUGACCAAAUUUGUUGUUAGACUGCAUUACAGUAAAUUGAAAUAUACACUUGGUACACUACAGAAUUGUUGUGCUUUUGUUCUGGUUCUGUUUGGAAAAGCAGGCCUUAGUAAACAUUUGUGUUAUUUAUACCUAUUCAGUUAUUUUUCACUGGCCUUAAUAUUCUGUUGCAUUGUGACAAUCAUAAUUUCCUUGGUAAAGCUUAAAUGCUUGCUUUUAGAAGUUGUAUGUAAUUGCCCAUGGUAGGUUGGAGAGAGAGGGUGACUGUCUCUAGCAAACUGUGUGAAAUACUUCAAUGCAGGUCCACUGUUCUUGUCUUGGAGAACCAUAAGAAUUCAGGUGCUAUCUCCAGUCUGGUUUUUCUGAGUUGUUUUAUUUAGAAAUUAUUUUAAAUAUGUUAGCUUGAUUUGUUAUAGUUCUAAAUUAAUAAAACAAAACUUCUGAAGACUUAGUUCUUGAGAGACAGGCUCAAGUUUCUUCACUAUUAUAAGAAUUAGGGAGAGAUUUCUCUUUGUGCAAGGAAUUCUUUUUCCCUCAAGAAAGGCUGAAGUUAUGCUGCAGUAACACAGCAAUGGAUUUUGUCUGUUUUGAGAUUUUUUUUCCAUUUUAAAAGAAGACUGAUGCCCUUUGCAUUUAUCAAAUGAAAAGAUAUUCAGUCUUUCAUUUUGUCUUCUGAUGAAAUAAUUUUUGACCCAAAUGUCUGCAAUUUGUGAAUUUGGGCAAUGCCACACAAGUAGUUUUAUGAAAAGCAUCAUGUCUAUUACUAAAACAAAGUCUGUCUGAUGUUGGGAUUCUCCUUUUCUCUGAGGGUUUUUGUUUGCUUUCUGCUCUCUUCCAGCAGUAGUGGGUAAAUUUUACAGAUAAUCAUACAGAACAGUUUCUGGCAGGGCACCGUGAUGCAGGACAAAAUUAGUAAGUAAAAUCACUUUAGAUUCACAAGUAGAAGUUCUGGUCAAAGUAGGUCAAAUGAUGUAAGGAAGACACACAACAUAAAAUGUUUUUGCCUUAUGUCAGUGUUACUACAGUGCAUUAAAAAGCAUUUUUCAAUUGCAAUGACAGAUGCAUCUUACAGGGAAAAUGGCACUUUCCAAUUACUUAGACACAUUUUGUAGUUCAGCUUCCAAACAAUCCUCUAGUAAAGUAAUUUCUGCCAUGAAACCAGUUUGGAAAACCAGAAGUUGUAUUUACUUGUCAGCAUGCAUCUUAAGAAGUAUGAGUAGCAAUUACUUCUUCCCAUAGUGCACACCUGGUUUUUGAGAUGUGUAGCCUUCUGCAAAUGCAGUUUUCAGGUAUCACUACAUGUCACUACUCUUUCUUCUGACAAGAAUAAGCAUUAUCAAGUGAAGAAAAGUUGGGGGCCAGGACACUGGCAUGAGGUGUGCUCCUAGUUGUGGGUCACAGCAGUAAUGCUGUUAGCAGAAGAUUCUUUCCUUCCUAGCUUUAAGCUUUUAAUAGGAUUUGCUUUAAUGAGGCCAAUCUCAGUUGUUAGCUUGCUUUUAAGUUUUGUUUCACUUGACUUUUCUUGCUCUUGCCACCCAGUAACACAAGUCUCCCACCUGUUCCAAAAUACUUUUGUAGUUCUGCUGAUUCCACAUAGAUGAAAAAUUCACUUCUGUAAGUACUGUACCUUGUUUGCUGUUCCUUUUUUACUUUGGUGUAUUUAAAUGGCUUUAGAAACAGAAAUGAAAGCAAGACAAUUGACACCACCACCAGCCCAAAAAACUUGUGCCAAAUGAAAAAAGGAGCAAAAUGUGGAGUGCAAUGUGAUAAGAAAAAGGCUGUUGAGUUUGCAUUGUUACAACUCCUCUGGUUUGUUACUUGAAUGUUUUGGACAAUUCACUGUACUUUUCUCUAGCACUAGUUGGUGACAACCUUCUGAUGAAGAAGCUAUGCAAGAAGCCCACUUUUGAGUUUAUUCAGUGUCUUCAGAAUGUGGUUCAGCCUCUGCAGAGGUAGUAGCACGAGUAGUUUUCUGUAGAUAUUUUACUGUAGAUCCUUCUGUUAGCAUCCCUCUUCACUGUGUGAUCUCAUGUUUUUAUUUGAUAAAUGUUGGCUCCUUUGCCUUUUAUACAUUUUAAUAGCACAUCACUGUGCAUUGCUGAACAGUAUGGUGAAGGUUACAUAUUGACACAAUGGAAAAGAGAAAGAAGUUGGUUUUUAUUCAGUAUCUUUUAACAAACCUGUAAUAAAAUAAUUCCUAUGUAAUAAAGAAAAUACAGGUUUGAAAUCCAGGGGAAGGGGUGUUGCUGAUCAGAACACUUUACCAUUAAUGAUUCCGUGUAUAAUUUUCCAUGGGUUGUAAAAAUAAUUUUAUGUGGGAAAAAACUUAAAACUACACUAGAAAGGUCCUAUGACUUAAACUUGAAAAUAAAAUUGGCUUAUCAAGUACUUUGUAUUUGACAUUUUUGCAAUUUGAAGUGAAUGUUUUAAAUAAGCUAUACAUGUUUCUUAUCUGAAUCAAUUGGGUUACCCACUUCCGGAUGCAGAUAAAAGUAACUUCUCACUAACAUUUUGGUGUGUAAACAUAACUUCAAGACUUCUAAUACUCUGUGCACCAGUCUAAGUUGCCAUGCUGCAAAUAAAUUGAAGAAAUAAC